AGAAGACUAGUCUGUACCCAAAUGUAAUUAUGAGAGGAACAAAAUUAAUAUUGAUGGAGGUAGGAAAUGUAAAAUUUCUGGAUUCUCUCAAUUAUUUUCCUAUGCCUCUAACUGCUCUACCCAAGGCGUUUGAUUUGAAAGAGCUAAAGAAAGGAUACUUUCCACAUCUAUUCAACACUUUGGCUCAUCAGAAUUAUCUAGGGCCAAUUCCAGCGCUCGACUUCUACGAUCCCGACCAUUUAAAAGAAGACACUCGAGAAAAAUUAUUAAAAUGGCAUGGCAAAAGACAAGCGGAGGGAUACGUUUUUGAUUUUCAGAAAGAAAUCGUUGAAUACUGUAUCUCCGAUGUGGAAAUAUUGACACAGGCGUGUCUCAAAUUUCGAGACCUGAUGAAAACCGAAACCACAGUCGAUCCCUUCCAGGAAAGCACCACUAUUGCAUCAUGCUGUAACAAAGUCUUUAGACGCAAUUUUUUAAAACCUGAGACGAUCGGGGGUAAUUCCAAAAGGGGGCUAUAG
Molecule: messenger RNA, 518 nt
Organism: Acanthoscelides obtectus
Lineage: Eukaryota; Metazoa; Arthropoda; Insecta; Coleoptera; Chrysomelidae
Source: the annotation of a GenBank genome assembly